Molecule: messenger RNA, 1418 nt
Organism: Aspergillus ruber CBS 135680
Lineage: Eukaryota; Fungi; Ascomycota; Eurotiomycetes; Eurotiales; Aspergillaceae
Product: NAD(P)-dependent alcohol dehydrogenase
Exons: 3
Coding region: 188-1270 (360 amino acids)
Biological process (GO): alcohol metabolic process
Molecular function (GO): zinc ion binding; alcohol dehydrogenase (NADP+) activity
Source: RefSeq, a predicted model, not a curated record
CACCAGUGAGCAUGAGAAGAGAAAAGGGGUCCCGAAUUAGCGGCGCGCCGGUGCCGGUGCUGCGAUUAUAAAUCCAACGGCCAUGUCCCGGUCUGAUAAACAUUUAAGCUUAGCAUUGCAUUUCCACUCCUGUUUUGUUUUGCGGUUUCUCCUUACAAAUCGUUGACAACGGCAAUUGACAGCAAUAAUGGCGCAGAAAGACUACAAGUUCGAAGGAUGGAUGGGUCUCGACAAGGACUCUGUUGACGGGAAAAUGGUCUGGCAGGAGUUUGAGCCCAAGCCUUGGGAGGAGACCGAUGUUGAUAUCAAGGUUGAGUGCUGUGGUAUUUGCGGUACGGACCUGCACACUUUGCGGUCUGGAUGGAAACCCACCAUGUACCCCUGCUGCGUCGGCCACGAAAUUGUCGGCAUUGCCGCACGCGUAGGCUCCUCCGUCACCAACGGCAUCAAAGUAGGCGACCGUGUCGGCGUCGGCGCGCAAAGUGAAUCCUGCCUAGGCCGUCUAGGUGACUGCCCCGACUGCGCCAUGGGCCUGGAACAAUACUGCACCCACAAGUUCGUCGGUACCUACAACAGCACUUUUAUCAACGGUGGCAAGUCCUACGGCGGCUAUGCGUUGUACAACCGUGUGCCUGCGCACUUUGCCGUCAAGAUUCCUGACAGCAUCCCACCGUCUCAUGCCGCACCCAUGAUGUGUGGCGGUGUUACUGUGUACAGCCCGUUGAAGCAUGGUGGUUGUGGACCAGGUAAGAGGGUUGGUAUUAUUGGUGUUGGGGGGCUGGGACACUUCGGGCUGCUUUUUGCGAAGGCUAUGGGUGCGGAUCAGGUUGUUGCUAUUUCGAGGAAGACUGAUAAAGCGGAUGAUUCAUUGAAGAUGGGUGCGGAUGUUUAUAUUGGAACUGAUGAUGAACCGGACUGGGCGACUAAAUAUGCUCGUUCGUUGGACUUGAUUGUUUGUACUGUUUCUUCUUCGAAGAUGCCCCUGAACGACUAUAUCGGCCUCCUCCGAACCGACGGUAGCCUAGUCCAGGUCGGUCUCCCUGACGAUGGCGUGCUGAACGCCCCUAUCCCCAGACUUAUGCGUCGUCUGACCGUUGGUGCUUCUCUGAUUGGAAGCCCUGGUGAGAUUAGGGAGAUGCUGGAGCUUGUCGCUGAGAAGAACGUCAAGCCCUGGAUUGAAGAGAUUCCGAUGAAGGAUGCUAACCGGGGCUUGGUGGAUAUGGAGGCUGGCAAGGCUCGUUAUCGUUAUGUACUGGUUAACGAGCAGUAAGGGGAUGUCCCCUUUACUGUACUGUACUGUACUGUACUAUAAAGUUGUAAAUAGUCAUAAUAGAGAAUAUAUGUGUAUGGAUGAAGAGGGGCCAGCGUUCCUGAACGUAUGUGUCUUUCAUGGCAUUGGGGGUCACCAUUCGUCAUCA